Molecule: messenger RNA, 2142 nt
Organism: Drosophila hydei
Lineage: Eukaryota; Metazoa; Arthropoda; Insecta; Diptera; Drosophilidae
Product: solute carrier organic anion transporter family member 74D-like
Exons: 6
Coding region: 48-2120 (690 amino acids)
Biological process (GO): sodium-independent organic anion transport; transmembrane transport
Cellular component (GO): membrane
Molecular function (GO): protein binding
Source: RefSeq, a predicted model, not a curated record
AAAAUUUAGAUCAGUCGUCCGGAGCGAGUGAAUGGAGAGAGUUGAACAUGAGCGCCGAUAUCAAGGAACCAAGUGAAGUGUCUCCAUUUCUAAAAGAUGUUGUCAAGCUAACAGCCAUAGAGCAGAAGGAGCAAGAGUUAAAGGAUGCCAAGGAGCAGCAAGCGCAAAGAGAAAAUCUAGAAGAUGACAAGGAUAUAACAUGUGGUUUUUGGAUAUUCAAAGGACCUACGCUGCAGAGUUUCGCCACAGAGACCAUUUAUGUGACCAUCUAUGGCAUAGCUGGCUGCUUUAUGGCCAUGUGCUUUGCCUACUUCAAUGGCACAAUUACUACAUUGGAGAAACGCUAUAAGAUACCAACUAAAACGUUGGGCAUCAUAUCAGUUGGCAAUGACAUGAGCACCAUGUUUGCCUCGGCCUUGACUGGCUAUUAUCUACGCAAAGUGCAUCGACCGCGCUGGAUGGGUUUGGGUCUAUUUACAAUUGUCAUAUUUUGUUUGCUAAACUGCUCGCUGCAUUUUAUCUAUGGCGCUGGCGAGGAUGCUAUGAAACUAACGCGUAGUCAUGGAACUUAUCAAAAUUUAAGUGGACACUUAACUAGUUCACAGAGGGAUCAGAAGCUCUGCAUGAAUGAGACGUCCAGUUGCAUACAGGAGGAUAGUGUUUGGGUGCCACAAAUAAUUUUAUUUCUAGCUCAAUUUAUUUUGGGCAUUGGACAGGCGUUAUUUAUAGUCAUUGGCCUGGCCUACAUGGAUGACAAUACAACCAAGUCCAAGACGCCAGCUAUGCUAAGCUUCUCCACUUUCCUGCGCAUGCUGGGUCCUGCUAUUGGAUACUCUUUGGCGUCACUUUGUCUGCGCUGGUAUAUAGAGCCGACAGCGGAGCCGUUGAUCAAGCCCGAAGAUCCUCGCUGGUUGGGCGCCUGGUGGUUGGGUUGGCUCAUCUUAGCUGCCAUAACAUUCUUAAUUGCCUUUCUUAUGACGUUGUUUCCCAAGGAGCUACCCAGCUCAAAAGUAAGACGCUUGAAAUACCGAAAAGCCGGCGAAUCCAAUACAAAUGUUGAAAUGGACUUUUCAUUGGGCAACAUGUGGUUCUCGGUGAAACUCUUGGCAACCAACAAGGUAUAUGUUUACAAUACCAUUGCCUCUAUACUCUACUUCUUUGGCUAUAUGGUCUACUGGAUAUUCACGCCCAAGUACAUUGAGACACAAUAUCAGCAAUCAGCCUCGAUGGCCACCAUGGCUACGGGUACCGUAGCUCUGGGCUUCUCUGCUGCUGGCGUACUGCUCUCUGGAUAUGUUGUGUCCAAGUAUAAGCCCAGCGCUAGAUCCUUGGCUGCCUGGAAUGCUACUGUGGACUUUUUGACUGUAGCUGGCAUUUUAUGCUUUGUUGCUAUUGGCUGUGAAGGCAGCGAUCAAUUGAGCUCCAUGGCAACAGUGGGGGAUAGCUGCAGCGUCUCCUGUCACUGUGAAUAUGUGCACUAUGCUCCCAUCUGCAGUUCAGAUAAUGUUACCUAUAUAUCGGCAUGUCAUGCUGGCUGCACUGCCAAAACAAAGGAUCAACUGGAACGCACUUUGUACACAGGAUGUGACUGCAUAAGUCCAAAGAAUACGACAGCUGGAACUGAGUUGCAGUAUGCAGUUGAUGGGGCUUGUCAUGUGGACUGCUUCAAUCAGUUUCUCAUUUUCUUGGGUGUCAUGUGUUUCCUUAAGCUUGUUGGUGCCAGCAGCAAGUCGACUAAUCUGCUCAUAGCACUGCGUUGCAUACCGCCGGAGUACAAAAGUCUUGCACUGGGCUUAGGCAGCAUGGUGGCUUCGUUGUUCGGUUUCAUACCCAGUCCCAUUUUCUACGGCUGGUUGAUAGAUAAAUAUUGUUUGGUGUGGGGCAAAACGUGCAGCAACAAGGGCAACUGCUGGCUAUACGACACAGUAUCCUUGAGAUAUGCUUUAAAUUUGGCAGCUGGUACGUGUGUAUUGCUGGGUGGUUUUAUGAAUAUUGUGGUUUGGUAUCAUGCCAAGAAUCUCAAAAUCUUUGACGACGAGAAAGCCAAGAGUUUGGAGGAUAUUACUUUAAAAGAUUUGGGCAGCACGCUGCAACUGCAAAAGCUUGAUGAAAAUAUCUAAAUAUAUCAACUUGUCAUCUGAC